This is a messenger RNA of Sordaria macrospora k-hell, 1218 nucleotides long. The record is from RefSeq and is a predicted model, not a curated record. NCBI's taxonomy places the organism in Eukaryota, Fungi, Ascomycota, Sordariomycetes, Sordariales, Sordariaceae.
AUGGAUCCCGCUGUUGUUGUAAACCUCUUCAACGCGAUGAACAUGGGCCUCGUUGGAAACUCGCAGAUAGACCCUGCCGUCUUCGCAGCGCUGCUUGGGAUAACACAGUCCCUACAGGCCGUCCAGAUUGUACCCGGCGGUUUGCAAAGUCUGGCAUCGCCUCAGCAGGAUCUCAACUUGGGCAGCCUCCAGAGCAAACUGAGCAACGCUGCAGCUCAAAUUCGGGAGAUUCAGGACAGCUUGCGUCCCAUAGUGUCUCAAACCGGAAGAGACGUCAUUGACAAGCUCGAGGUGGCCAUGACCAAGCUCUACAAGCUGGCCGUCUUCAUCCGCGGCGACUACGACGACCGCGAGCCGGACACCACCCACCGGGAUGAACUUCUCAAGCAGGCAGUCCACGCCUUCAAGGAGGUGAAGGAUUGUGCGGAGGCCGGCCUGAACAAAAUCAGCCGGCUCCACUCCCAGGUCAUGGAGAUCGAGAACAUGGUCAUCAAUCCUGCAAAGCAAGAUGUCGCCGCGUUGCUCGAGAGCAACGAGAACGAGGUGAAGAACUUGCAAGACCAGAUCCGAAAUUCGGAAACGAGCGUCAACACCCUCGAACACAGCGUGUGGCAGCAGUCGCAGGCAGUCAGCUCGCUGCAUGACAGGAUUUCCAGCACCAGAGAUGCGAAGCUGGCUAGUGAUAUCGCGGCCAAUCUGCUGAUGCCGGAUUUUGCCCCAUUUCAGUUCACAAUCUUCACACUCGGCAUCGGAAACGCCAUCAACGGCGGUCCACUCGACCCCUUCAACUUGCAAGGAGAGCUAAACGAGGCCAACCGGCUGCUGCAAGAUGCCCAGAGGAGGCACCGUGACGCAGCCAACGAGCUCAACAACUUGCGGAUGAAGCGCAUGGGGUUGGAGAGUCGACUGAGCGCAGCCCGACAAACCGCGGCGCUCAUCCCAGGAGUCUCAACAUUAGCAAACACCACCAACACAAACUGCAUCAUGCUGCAGCGUCAGUUUGGCCCCCUAAAGGAAGCCUCGGCCCAGCUGUUGCUUUCGGUUGGAAAGGUCCAGGAUUCGCUCAUGGACCAGGCGCUCUUGGACGAGGCGUCUAUGGUCAAGGAUGAGGUGAUCAAUGAGUAUGGCGGCGACAUUCCAGACGAGGUUCAAGAGAUGGCAGCCGAAACUGAUGAGAGGAUGAGUCUUGUUGUUACGGUUCCCAGUAUCCGUGCCUGA